Messenger RNA from Soboliphyme baturini, 1547 nucleotides. NCBI's taxonomy places the organism in Eukaryota, Metazoa, Nematoda, Enoplea, Dioctophymatida, Soboliphymatidae. The record is from the annotation of a GenBank genome assembly.
AUGAAGAUCAAGGAUCUGCUGCAAUGCGAGGAAUCCGCGUUCAUCAUGGUCACGGACGAUUAUGGUCAUUGUUUUUGUGAGGUUACUGGCUCCAAGGAAUUGGGUGCUCCCAUCAGUGCGGGAACGGUUAGCCAGUGGAGCGACCUACUUAUGAACGUGAAGUAUCUCUCUUACGAAGAUAUUCCACUGGAAUUCAAAGCGUAUCUUCGCAGCAUAUUCGAUGACGCGGCGAUCAUUUCGAAUUCGUUGACGAUUCAGCCGAUUCUCGGCAGCGCCACCAAUGGCUCUUCGUCGAUCAUCGCCGUCUUGUGUAUUUUGCAUUCGAACUCCCUGUCAUGUUCAAGUUCCACGCGCUCAAAAAGCUUCGAUGAUCUCCUGAACUUGUGCAAUGACACGGCGACGUCCGUCAUUCGAAUCUGUUACUCGUUCGAGAAGCAGCGGUCGUUGACGAAGUUGAACGGAUUUAUCUUGACGCUGUUAAGGAACGUUUUUUCGAACCUCGGUUGUGGUUUGCUUUUUUAUCAGCCGUUAAUUAAUUUUCCUUUCAGCUGCUCUCUUUACCUGUUGGAUCAUGACAACAAUGAACUAGUAGCGGAAGUGGUGGAAAGCGACGAGAAUCAGCACGAGGUGCUAAAGGAGAUUCGUUUUCCGCUUGGCCAAGGCAUCGCCGGUCAGGUCGCCGUCUCUGGAAAUAUGAUUAACGUAAAGCACUACGUCCCUGAAUCUCGCAUCGUGAUUACCGAAGAAAAACUUUCUCUCAGUUGUGCAAGGAAUGUGCUGUGUUUUGCCGUCAAAGACAAAACCGCUGUCAUUGCCGUCAUUCAGCUUGUAAAUAAAAUAGAUACCCAGUUUUACACCGAUCACGAUGAGCACUUGGCCGAGCUGCUGUCGUCGUAUUGCGCGAUCAGCAUUUCUCACGUACGUUCGUCCUUGCCUUUGGCGAUCGCGGAAGAGGACGUUCUUCGCCUGAGUCUCUGCAACAUACCGGAACCGUCGUCGAUUAAACCGGACUUUCUAUCGUUCUCGUUCUCUCCUCGUUGUCUGUCGCUGCACGAGACACAUAUUGCUUGUUUGACGAUUUUCGACGAUUUGGGCUUCAUUCAAAAGUUUCGCAUCAAGAGGAAAAAGCUGUCCAGGUUUCUGUUGCUCGUGGAGCACGGCUACCGCGAUGUUCCGUACCACAACUGGUACCACGCUUUCACGGUCACUCAUUUCUGUUACCUGCUGCAAAAGAAGCUCGGUAUCAUGAACAUCUAUCUCAGUGAUGUGCAGCGUGUGUCGUUGUUGGUCGCCUGUUUGUGUCACGACAUCGAUCAUCGCGGUACCAAUAAUUCUUUUCAACUGCAAUCGGGUGGCAUUUUUAAAAAUAUUAGUACGUUUCAGAAAACCGCACUGGCGCAGUUGUACAGUUCUGAAGGAUCGGUUCUUGAGUGUCAUCACUUCGCCCAGACGAUGUGCAUAUUUAACAUGGAGGAGUGCAAUAUCUUCGCUCAACUACCCUCACAGGUAGAUAUUAUGUUUCUUUAUGAAGAUUUUGGUGUUUAAGU